GCCUCUCGCUUCAGUUGGUGUUGGAGUCGCCUACAGGAGAGACCAACCGUGCGGCAUGGCAGCCUGAAACCAUAGGGAGGAGAAAAGGAGGGAGGGAGAAAAGCGGCAUUUUUUUCUCCUCUCUCUCUCUCGAGUGCUUUUUUCUCUCCGUAAAACCGACUCAAACCUGAACGGACUGUAUGUGGACGCGUCGCGGAGACGAGCACAGUGGAUUGUACCCGCUUUCCGUGGAUAAAACAGGACUUUAAUUUGAGGAGAGGACUCGUGGAUCGAUGGGAGAAGACGAGCAGCCAGAGAGAGAAGCUCCCCCGCUGACAUAAGAGAGUGAGGAGAUUACAGUAGAAGCUCAGAGGAGGCGAACACCAACACACGGGCUCUCUCCUGCUGCCUUCACAGCCAUGAGCAGGGCGCUCAUGGACCACAUCGCCAGUAGUUUCCGCGAAGAUGCUCCUCGGCCCCCGGUGCCCGGGGAGGAGGGCGAGGCGCCCUGCUACCCCGCCAAACUCGCAAUGAUGAAACCCGCGGGACCCACCAAAUCGGUUCUGCUCGGCUCUCCGGGUUCCUCUGCGAGGAGGAACGAGGAUGGUCUUGGGGAGCCAGAGGGGAGCGCCUCCCCGGAUUCGCCGCUCUCCCGGUGGACAAAGUCUUUGCAUUCUCUCCUCGGGGACCAGGACGGCGCUCUUCUUUUUAGGACAUUCCUGGAGCGAGAGAAGUGCGUCGACGCGUUGGACUUCUGGUUCGCCUGCAAUGGCUUCAGACAAAUGGACCUCAAGGAUACUAAAACGCAGAGAGUCGCCAAAGCAAUUUACAAGCGCUACAUUGAGAACAACAGCGUUGUCGCCAAACAACUCAAGCCCGCGACUAAAACCUUUAUACGGGAUAAUAUCAAGAGGCAGCACAUCGACUCUGCGAUGUUCGACCAGGCGCAGACCGAGAUCCAAACCAACAUGGAGGAGAGCGCGUACCAGAUGUUUCUCACCUCGGACAUUUACCUGGAGUACGUGAGGACGGGCGGAGAAAACCCGAACCACGUCAAUCCCAACGGGUUGGGCGACCUUAAAGUUGUCUGUGGAUACCUGCCCACGCUGAACGAAGAGGAGGAGUGGAGCUGUGAUUUCAAAGCCAAAGUGCUGGUUGGACUGUCAGCGAAGGUGCACAGGGCCCCCGUGUCCAUGAGGACAGUGGAUGUGAUGGAGAAGGGAUACAGAUCGUACAAGAGAGGAGACUCGCUCAGCUCUUGCCACAUGGGCUCCUUUGCCCCUGUCAGCAGCACCAACGACAGCGAGGUCUCCAGUGAUGCUUUAACAGACGACUCCAUGUCCCUGACAGAUAGCAGUGUAGAUGGCAUUCCUCCAUAUAAACUGGGCUCCAAGAAACAGUUGCACAGAGAGAUGCAGCGCAACAUGAGGAUGAACAGCCAGGUCUCCCUGCCUGCUUUCCCUCGCACUCGAUGUCCUCCCAAGGAGAUGGUCCCAAUGGAGCCAGCGCAAUUUGCUGCUCAGCUCAUCUCUCGCCUGGAGAGCCUGAAGAGAGAGCAGGACACCAUCAGCUCUCUAGAAGAGAGGCUGCAGCAGAUUAAGGAGGAGGAAGAAAGAGAAGAUUCAGAGAUCGUGGGAAGUGCUCCUCAGCUCUCCCCCCACCCCUUGACCCUCCUGUCUGGCUCCUCUGAUGAGGACCCCCAAGCCAUCCUGGAUGAACACCUCUCCCGUGUCCUGAAGACCCCCGGCUGCCAGUCCCCAGCUGUCGUCCGGCAUUCACCUCGCUCCAGCUCCCCAGAGCACAGGCCCUUUACCCGGGCUGGGUUUGGAAUUAAGGCCCUGGUAAGAACUGGGCUAGCCAGUUCUUCUGUCUCUAGUCCUGAACUAGGGUCAGUUACACUGGCCUUGGGUCCCAGCAGGACCCUUGUCACCAGGCAAAGCACGAAACACAUCCACCACCACUACAUCCACCAUCAUGCCAGUCCCAAGUCAAAAGAGCAGAUAGAGAGAGAGGCAGCCCUCAGGGUGCGUGGCUUGUGCUCCAGUAGUGCAGAGUGCCCACCGUGCCAGUCUUAUCCACGCAGCCGCAGCCUGGGCAGAGAGUCAUGUGGAGCAGUUUCAACAGACAGCAGUAUGGGACGGUCCAGCUCUUUAUCCAGGCGUUUGUGUCAUUCGGGGGCUGAGGAUGGAGUUACAGAAACGUCUACAGAGGACUGUGGGCUGAUACAGCUGCCCAGUGACAUGACAGAUCCCACUCAAAAUGUAUUGCAGUGGAUCCUGGAAAGUAAACAACGGGGAAGACACAAGUCUCACAGUUCUCAGAACACCAAGAAAUCCUUUGGAGCCUCUUCCACCCAGACACACACAUGGGGUGGCGGAGGAAGCUGUGGCCACCUACGUAGCCACCAACCAGCACAGCCAUUCAUCCAAGACCCUGCCAUGCCCCCCCUGCCCCCUCCCAACACUUUGGCCCAGCUGGAGGAGGCCUGUCGCAGGCUGGAGGAGGUCUCCACCAAGACCACCAAGCAGAGGCAUUCAGUUUCCAGUCUCCAGCGAGAGAAGAGCCACCUAGUGCCUGUCCAGGGUGGGGGGUCCGUCCCUCUGGCCAACCCCAGCCCCACUGGUCCCUCAGCGAGUCCCGGUCUCCAAUCAGAAGAGGUGAAGGAGUGUAAGAAGGGUUUAGGAAGCCAUGGGGUGUGCAGUGGCGAGACAGUGGUGACAUAUUUCUUCUGUGGUGAGGAGAUCCCCUACCGGAGGACCAUGAAGAGCCACAGUCUCACCCUGGGCCACUUCAAGGAGCAGCUGCGCAAGAAGGGCAACUACAGGUACUACUUCAAGAAAGCCAGUGACGAGUUUGAGUGUGGCGCGGUGUUUGAGGAAGUGUCAGAUGACGGUGCCCUGCUGCCAACAUACCAGGGCAAGAUCCUGGGCAAGGUGGAGAGGAUGGAGUGAGACCAUGCUGCUGCCCACACCGUGGAAUUAACUCGUACAAAUGCUAUGGAUGUAGUCCUUCAUACCCUGACACACACACAGCACAUGUGUCUUUAAAGCUAAGACUGCAGGAAUGGAGAUCGUUGAGGUUUGUGCAAA
Messenger RNA from Solea senegalensis (Senegalese sole), 3068 nucleotides. RefSeq names its product axin 2 (conductin, axil) (gene axin2). NCBI's taxonomy places the organism in Eukaryota, Metazoa, Chordata, Actinopteri, Pleuronectiformes, Soleidae. Gene Ontology annotation, biological process: negative regulation of canonical Wnt signaling pathway. The transcript is spliced from 11 exons. Bases 399 to 2930 code for a protein of 843 amino acids. The record is from RefSeq and is a predicted model, not a curated record.